UGUCAACAUGGAAUAGACAAAGGACAAAGGUGGACCGCCAUGUGACAGUGGAGCUUAGAACACUGUUUAUGUCGUGAUAGCUAUCACUGUAAUGCAAAUCAGUGAUAAAAAUCAGUGGGUUUUGUUCAUUUUCUUUGAUCUUCAAAUGGGUUUUCCUCGUUUUUUGGUUUUGAUUCUUCUCGUCGUUUCUUCAGUCGAUUGUCAGGUUAAAGAGUUCAUCAGUAUAGACUGUGGCGGCUCCAAGAACUACACCGACCCAGUUACAGGUCUGGCAUGGAUAUCCGACGCCGGAGUCAUGGAUGCCGGUGGCUCAUCGCCGGUGGAAAACCCACAUGGGAACUUGAUGCAGUAUGGAACACGGCGGGAUUUUCCGAUCGACGACAAGAAAUACUGCUACACUUUGGAAACAGAGGAACGGAGAAGGUAUUUGGUUCGAGCAACUUUUCAGUAUGGGAGUUUGAAGAAUGAAGAAACUUACCCUAAAUUUGAUCUUUAUUUGGAUGCAACUAAGUGGUCGACUGUUACUAUUUUUGAUGCUUCGAGGGUUUAUGUGAAGGAGAUGAUCAUUAGAGCACCUUCAAGUUCAUUUGAUGUGUGCAUAUGCUGUGCUACUACUGGCUAUCCGUUCAUAUCAACUCUUGAGCUACGCCCUUUUAACCUUUCGAUGUAUGCUACUGAUUUUGAAGAUGAUUUCUUCUUGGAAGUAGCUGCUAGAGUGAACUUUGGUGCUUUGAGCAAGGAUGUGAUUAGGUACCCAGAUGAUCCAUAUGACAGAAUUUGGGAUUCAGAUCUUGAGAAGAGGCAAAAUUAUCUUGUGGGAGUAGCUCCAGGGACAGAGAGAAUCAGUACUAUGAACAACAUUAAUGUAAUGACAAGAGAAUAUCCGCCUGUUAAGGUGAUGCAAACAGCAGUUCUUGGCACAAAGGGAGUGCUCAGCUACAGGUUGAAUUUGGAUGAUUUUCCUGCCAAUGCCAGAGCUUAUGCAUAUUUUGCUGAAAUAGAAGAAUUGGGUCGGAAUGAGACUCGGAAGUUCAAAUUAGAGGAACCGAACAUUCCCGACUCGAGUAAUGCAGUGGUGAAUAUUGCUGAGAAUGCCAAUGGGACCUAUACUCUUUAUGAACCGAGUUAUAUGAAUGUCUCUUUGAGUUUUGUGCUUUCGUUCUCCUUCGUCAAGACUCGAGAUUCAACACGAGGACCGCUUUUGAAUGCAUUGGAAAUUAGCAGAUAUGUCGAGAUUGAUGCCAAGACCGAUGGGCGAGAUGAGGCUGUUGUAAAUGCCUUACGUACCAUGUCAGCGGAGAGCGUUCAGACAAAUCAAGGCGAUCCCUGUGUUCCAACGAGCUGGGAAUGGGUGACAUGUACUGCCACGAAACCACCGAGAAUAUCGAAAAUUGAGCUCUCCAGAAGGAACGUCAAGGGCGAUAUUCCUCCCGAGAUCAAUACUAUGGACGGAUUAACAGAAUUGUGGUUAGAUGGUAAUUUCCUUGCAGGAUCACUGCCCGACAUGAGUAAUCUAGUAAAUUUGAAGAUUUUACAUCUAGAGAACAACAAAUUGACAGGGACAUUGCCUUCUUACCUGGGUACUUUGCCCAACUUACAGGAACUAUAUAUUCAAAACAACGCUUUCUCGGGCGAAAUACCGUUGGAGUUAUUGGCAAAGAAACUCGUGUUUAAGUACGACGGUAACCUCGGGCUGCAUGCAAGUAAACGAUACAACAUGCAUUCUAAAGUUAUAAUAGGAGUUUCAUUGGGAGUGCUUGUACUUCUGAUACUUCUACUUGUAGGAAGUUUUCUAUUACUCCACAAGCUUCGAAGACGGACGACGCCUUAUCAUAAAAAAGGUGGUUCUCUGAAAGGCAGCACAAAACGCUCUUUUGGCUACUCGAUCGGCAAGGGGGACGAAGGCAUUGCCUACUACUUAUCUCUCGCCGAGCUGGAAGAAGCAACUAAUAACUUUUCGAAGAAAGUCGGUAAAGGCAGCUUCGGAUCAGUCUAUUACGGGAAGAUGGCGGAUGGAAAAGAAGUAGCGGUUAAAAUCAUGGCCGAGUCAUCAGCACAUGGGAAUCAGCAGUUUACGACCGAGGUUGCCUUAUUAUCACGAAUUCAUCACCGAAAUUUGGUACCUUUGAUCGGGUACUGUGAAGAAGAGCAUCAACGGAUUCUCGUUUAUGAAUAUAUGCAUAAUGGAACGUUACGAGAUCACUUAUAUGGUAGUACCGACCCGACGCACUUGGACUGGCUGCCUCGUCUGCACAUUGCUGAAGAUGCAGCUAAAGGGCUCGAGUAUUUGCACACGGGAUGCAGUCCAAGUAUCAUCCAUCGAGAUGUAAAAACGAGCAACAUCCUCCUCGACAUCAAUAUGAGAGCGAAAGUUUCCGACUUUGGCCUCUCGAGGCAAGCCGAGGAAGACUUGACCCAUGUCUCGAGCGUCGCUCGAGGAACAGUAGGCUACCUGGAUCCUGAGUACUACGCUAGUCAACAACUGACCGAAAAGAGCGACGUUUAUAGUUUUGGAGUCGUUUUGCUCGAACUGAUCUCCGGGAAGAAACCCGUCUCACCAGAGGACUAUGGCAGUGAAUUGAAUAUCGUUCAUUGGGCGAGGUCGUUGGUCCAUAAAGGGGACGUGACGAGCAUCAUCGAUCCGUUUCUAAACGGAAAAGUCAAAAUAGAAUCGGUAUGGAGAAUCGCCGAAGUCGCCAUUCAGUGUGUGCAGCAGCAUGGAGUUUCCAGGCCAAGGAUGCAGGAAGUCAUUGUGGCUAUACAAGAUGCAAUCAAGAUUGAACAAGGCAUUGAAGGAAACCAGAAACUAUCUUCAGGCAGUUCAAGAACACAAUCGUGUCGAAAAACGUUGCUGACGACGUUUCUUGAGAUCGAGAGCCCCGACGGUUCGCUGCUUCCCUCUGCAAGAUAAGGCCUCGACAAUUCCGCUACGAUUUUCGGGUAAUGUACGAUAAAACGAGUAGAUACCUUGACUAAAUGCUGUUUGGUAGGAACACUGACAAACACAACAAUCUUUUAACUUUUAUUGUUCACUUGUGAGCAAGCAAGAAUCCAAGUCUAAACAUGACAUAGAAAACACAAUGACCAAUUGUGAGCAGCUCAAAAGUCUUAGAAUUAUAGAUAUACGUUCUUCGUUCAACACGUGGAGGUGAAGAGUUGAAAUUAUAUCCUUCGUUCAACA
Molecule: messenger RNA, 3181 nt
Organism: Cucurbita moschata (crookneck pumpkin)
Lineage: Eukaryota; Viridiplantae; Streptophyta; Magnoliopsida; Cucurbitales; Cucurbitaceae
Product: probable LRR receptor-like serine/threonine-protein kinase At1g67720
Exons: 15
Coding region: 92-2911 (939 amino acids)
Biological process (GO): protein phosphorylation
Molecular function (GO): protein kinase activity; ATP binding
Source: RefSeq, a predicted model, not a curated record